UUCGCAGAUCCUCAGUUGAGAACGAACUCUGGAGCAGGAAUGUCGCCAGCUGCCAACUGGGUUCUGCCGAUUUUGCUGUGGCUUCUCUGCGUGGGAUUCCCCAUCCUGCAUGGCGCCGAUCUCUGCCAGCCCAUCGGCUGGCGGAACUUCCAGUGCAACGAAGUCGCCUCUCUGCAGGAUCUGGUGGAUUUGGGCGCCGAAAACUGGCAUACGCUCUCCAUACGGAAUGUGCAAACGGAACUGGAGGUGGGAUCAGGCGAAAAUGCCGAUCACUUGGCCAACUUACUCGACCUGGAUCUGACUGGCGCGGCUCCAAUUAAUGUGCAUACCAGCGGCUUUUCCAUUCUGCCCAAACUGCGGCAACUGAAUCUCAGUGGCUGCGGUCUCGUUGACAUCCGGGGAAAUCACUUUGCACCUGAGUCAGCGCUCCAGCGGAUCGAUUUUAGUCACAAUCAAAUGGAGCUACUGGAUCGCGACUUUUUUGGCAAUCUGAGAAAAUUGAUUUAUGCGAAUUUUUCGCACAAUGCACUCAAGCAAUGCGAUCUGCCGCACAUGCCACUGCUAAAUCGACUGGAAUUGGGGCACAAUCGAUUGGUGAAUGCCACUUUCGGAGUUUGUCCACAGUUGCAGGAGUUGAUUUUGAAUGACAAUCAACUGGCACAGUUGGAUGUGAAUGCCUUUCGUGGACUCCAUGGUCUGCUGGAGCUGCAGCUCAGCGGGAAUAGAUUGAGCUCCAUUGGCCUGGAAACCUUUCAGCCGCUCGCCCAGCUGCGAAAGUUGAACCUUUCCCAGAACGCACUCGAUGCACUGCGUCCAAAUGUGUUUGGGGCUGUGCAGAACUUUGUGUUGCAUCUGCAGCAGCUGGAUUUGUCCGGCAAUCGCAUACGCCUGCUGUUCGACAACCAGUUCCGAGUGCUGGCCAGACUGCAGAUGCUGGAUGUGUCUAGGAACAGCAUCGCCAGCCUCAGUCCUGGUCACUUUGUGGGCUUGGGCUCACUACGGAAGCUGUAUCUGCAGUACAAUGCUAUAUUGGAAAUCAAGCCGGCCACCUUUGCCGCCCUUCUGAACCUGGACACCUUGGAUCUGUCGUACAAUAACCUGGAAUUCCUGGAGGAGCAGAUCUUUGGAGGCAACACCUUGCCGCGCAUGCGAAGGCUCAACCUGAAUGGCAAUCGUAUGAAGCAUCUGCAUCCACUGGCUUUCUCAUCGUUGCCAUUUUUGGAAUACCUAAAACUGGGUCACAACGAACUGAAAUCCUUGGACGUGCGCAUGUUUGCACCCAUGCGGCGUCUUCAGAAGCUCCACUUGGGUCACAAUCUGCUGGAGGAGAUCAACCUCGACGUGCUGGAGAGCCUGAGUAGCGUGCAAGAGAUCCUAGUCGACAACAAUCGCCUUACCUUUCUGUCCAAGGUGAAUGUGAGCUUCCCCAAUCUUAAGCGCGUGUCCAUCGAGGGUAAUCCCUGGCAGUGUCCUUGCUUCGUGAAGCUCCAACGCUGGCUGGCCACCAGGGAUGUGGUCUAUCUGCGCGAUAACACGGGCUACUACAAGGGCGAACGACCCCUGUGCAUAGUGACCAAUGUGGACUACUGCAUUCAGAAUUUGCAGGCGGUACGCCGCCUGGGAAUUUUGGGCGAUUUCCAGGGGGAGCAGGUGGAGGCGGAUGCUUUCGACGACGAUGCCAGUGCAGCUCAAGACUGAUAGUUAUGAUUGCUACCAUUUACUCAUAGUCUUAAUCAAAACUAUUUACCUAGACUAAAUAAAACCGUGCCAAACUGGGAAAACCCUAAAA
Molecule: messenger RNA, 1789 nt
Organism: Drosophila mauritiana
Lineage: Eukaryota; Metazoa; Arthropoda; Insecta; Diptera; Drosophilidae
Product: insulin-like growth factor-binding protein complex acid labile subunit
Exons: 3
Coding region: 40-1698 (552 amino acids)
Molecular function (GO): protein binding
Source: RefSeq, a predicted model, not a curated record